Messenger RNA from Colletotrichum godetiae, 845 nucleotides. RefSeq lists its product as uncharacterized. The record is from RefSeq and is a predicted model, not a curated record. The coding region runs from base 157 to 813 and encodes 218 amino acids. The transcript has 3 exons. NCBI's taxonomy places the organism in Eukaryota, Fungi, Ascomycota, Sordariomycetes, Glomerellales, Glomerellaceae.
UCAGCCUGGUCCGCUGCAUUGCAUGACCUCACCUUGCCCGUAUCGGUAGCUGUACGACCCAUGAACAGCCUGCGGUGGCUAGCUCGUUGACGUCAAGCACUGCUGCAUCUUUCGACCGGCCCGAGAUUCGACCAAUCCAAAUUCCACGUCUUCACGAUGAGAUGCUCACAGCCUUUCGCCGCUCUGCUGUCACUGUGUUUCCUUUCCUCGAAUGCCGUCUUCGCCGAUGAUACCACCACUGUUCCGAUCUACCUGCCGCACUAUGAUGCGAAUAGCUGGUCGCAGCUGCGGGGGAGUGUAGUUUCAAGUAAUGCCAAAGAAACGACGUAUACCAUCUUUUGCCCGCCACAGACAUCACCUAAUUGCGACCUCGCCAUCGAGUUUCCCUUCGUCUUCUCCGAGGGCGAGAGUACGCUUCAGUUUCACGGCACCAAAACAUCAACUCUUAUCGCCGAUCUGGGCUGCACAUUAAGCGGAACGACAGCUGCGACAUGUUCAGGAUACUCGAGUCUGAAAAGCGGAUACAUUAACGGCAAAUUGACGGGACCGACCGAAGUAUCGUGGACGUCGACCAUGACCGGCUCUGAGGUGGAAUGGGGUAUUUUGACCAUGGCUGAGGAGCCCGCGGCUACAGCAACUCCAGCGACGACCACGACCGCCGACGACUCGAACUUUGACGACUUCUUGUACACGGACAGCCUGUCUCCUUCAUUACCUGCCGAAACUAACCCGAGCGCCGCUCCUCGUCUUGGCCGCGGCUGGGCUCUCGUCGCAUCAUUAUGCAGCAUGGCAGUUAUUGCAUUGGUGGUAUAACCGGCGACGUUUCUACACGCCCACAAGCUACA